UUGUGCAUGCGGCUCCUCGAAGUGAAAAUAGCCUGUUUGUAAAUAAACCGGUGACAGGGCGCCGUUCGCGGGGGGCGUGGCCCCGGCCGUUGGUCCGAACGACAUUCUCGCUUCCCGCCAGUCUCUCUUCGCCUCUCACUCCCCUCCCCCCCGCACAUACACAUCCCCUGUCCUCGCCUCCUUUCGCAGUUCUCUCCACCGCCCCGGCCUCCGGCAAGAGACCUAUGAGAGAUAGCGACGGUGAAGGUGCCGGCGGCGGACUCCCGCGCUCGCACCCUUCCAACAUCCCGCUCCCGAUGCCGCACUCGGACCCAAACUACUCCGGGACCGACGAUGAGUGCUCCAACAGGCAGAGCAGCUCGUCCGCCACGGGCGGCGCCAGCCCCGGGUUCUACAACGACUACCCGACCAGCUUCAGCGGCGAGUGCUCGCCCUACAACAUGUCCCCCUGGAACCAGACCAUGGCGUCCCCCUGGUCGCACCACAGCGAGGCGUCGUCCAUGGCGGCGCCGGCCACCAUGGCGCCAGGCACCAGCCUCAUCAGCUCCCUGGUGAGGGAGGAAGGCCACAUCUACUCCCUAGCCGCCAAGGGCGACGCGCUCUACACGGGCUCCGACAGCAAGAACAUCCGCGUCUGGCGCAAGCAGAAGGACUCGGGAGGGUUCAAGUCCUCCAGUGGGCUCGUCAAGGCCAUCGUCAUCUCCGGGGAGCGCAUCUUCACGGGCCACCAGGACGGCAAGAUCCGUGUCUGGAAAGUGUCCCCCAAGAACGGCCUCCACAAGCGUGUCGGCAGCCUGCCACGCCUGCGUGACUUCCUGCGCGGGUCACUCAACCCGUCCAACUACGUGGAGGUCCGGAAGAACCGGUCGGCGCUGUGGAUCCGGCACAGCGACGCCGUGUCGUGCCUGAGCCCGACGGACCCGUCCCAGGGCCUGCUCUACUCCGGGUCAUGGGACCGCACCUUCAAGGUGUGGCGCAUCAGCGACUCCAAGUGCCUCGAGUCCGUGGUGGCGCACGACGACAACGUGAACGCCAUCGUGGCCGCAUUCGACGGGCUCGUCUUCACGGGAUCCGCCGACGGGACCGUCAAGGUGUGGAAGCGCGAGGUGCAGGGGAAAGGGACCAAGCAUUCCGCCGUGCAGACGCUGCUGAAGCAGGAGCACGCCGUGAACGCGCUGGCCGUGAGCGCCGUGGCGCCCGUGCUCUACUGCGGGUCCUCCGACGGGCUCGUCAACUGCUGGGAGGGCGAGCGCCACCUGGUCCACGGCGGCGUGCUGAGAGGACACAAGAAGGCCGUGUUCUGCCUCGCGGCCGCCGGGGCGCUACUGUUCAGCGGCUCGGCGGAUAACACCAUCUUCGUGUGGCGCCGUGACGCCGGGGUGCACUCCUGCCUGUCGGUGCUCACGGGCCACACCGAGCCCAUCAGGUGCCUCGCCGUCGUGGAGUACAACAAGGAGAACGUGGCCGCGGCCGCCAACGAGAGCGGGGACAGCAGUAACGGAGCCUCGAGGUGGAUCGUGUACAGCGGCAGCCUCGACAAGUCCAUCAAGGUGUGGCGCGUGUCCGACGAGGCCCCCGACCCGAUGCUCCAGGGACCCGGCGGCGGCGACGGGCCGCAGAUGUUCGACCGGUACCCCGGCGACCCGUUCGGGGCCGGCAGCUCCUCGUCCUUCCGCUAAGAUCGACAACACGCGCCAACCCAACCAGUUUUGCAAGAAGAAGAAGAAGAAGUGUCCACUCUUCGGUGGGCAAUCACAAUCUUGACUCACGGAUUAAUUAACCAAAGGAGUUUCUGGAUUUUGUUCAUAUAUAUACUGAUGAUGACUUGAACGGCAAAGACAUCGAUCAUGCCAUGCCCGGGGAAUGAACAUCUGGAGUUGUGGUAUAGUGAUGAAUCUAGGUAAGUUUGCUUUUUUCGGAACGUGGCUAAGGGAAAUCCUCGUAUACAACGUGAUUAUAUAUUUGUUGUGUAAUAGUUGAACUUAACUUGAUUUUGUGUUAAGGGAUGAAAUCAAUAAAGGACCAAUUGAGUUCUAA
Molecule: messenger RNA, 2037 nt
Organism: Brachypodium distachyon (stiff brome)
Lineage: Eukaryota; Viridiplantae; Streptophyta; Magnoliopsida; Poales; Poaceae
Product: protein JINGUBANG
Exons: 1
Coding region: 225-1679 (484 amino acids)
Molecular function (GO): protein binding
Source: RefSeq, a predicted model, not a curated record